CCAUUUUGGCUCACGUUUUUGCGCAACCAAUUUGUGCUCCAGCAUCAAGCCUAUCCCUGUUACUCUUUGCUCGCUCUUGUCCACUCUCUUCUCAUGUCGAGCAGCGGUCAGAUCAAGAAGUUUUUCACCGACAAGGGGUUCGGCUUCAUUACGCCAGAUGAUGGCUCUGAAGAUGUGUUCGUCCACGUGAAGGACAAUGGCGGCGACGAUGCGUUUGCGAACGUACAGGCGGGUGAUGCUGUCAGGUAUGAUGCCGAGUAUGACGAUCGGAAGGGCAAAUAUCUAGUGGACUUUGGGCACCCCAUACCAUGCCCACGCCAAGGGAGCGGAUAA
Prorocentrum cordatum is the source of this 333-nucleotide messenger RNA. NCBI's taxonomy places the organism in Eukaryota, Dinophyceae, Prorocentrales, Prorocentraceae. The record is from the annotation of a GenBank genome assembly.